AUGGGGGAUAGUCGUAUACCUGAUGAUCACAUCACGGCCUCUUCCCAAUAUAACUGGGUGGACCACGCACCUUGGAAGGCUCGCCUCACAACUAGUGGUCAUUCCGCAUGGUGUUCCAAACAAGCAGUAGACCCGACACCGUGGAUACAGGUGGACUUCUCACGUGACCUCUACGUCACUGGUCUGGUCACCCAGGGGCGAGACAUACAGUACGAUCAGUACGUGAAGAGUUACGAAGUGGCAUUCAGCGGGGACGGCCAAGUCUGGCGACCCGUAACCAAUGCAAGCGGGACGGCCAUAAAGUUCGCUGGUAACACCGACAGGGUCCAACGAACAACUACCAAGUUCGAUGAUGUCCUGCGCACAAGAUUCCUGCGCAUUGUACCCAAAGAAUGGAAUAACGGAUGCUGCAUGAGUUUCGAGGUGAUGGGCUGCAACCGUACCGAGUUGAAACCGUAG
This is a messenger RNA of Patiria miniata (bat star), 459 nucleotides long. RefSeq names its product lactadherin-like. NCBI's taxonomy places the organism in Eukaryota, Metazoa, Echinodermata, Asteroidea, Valvatida, Asterinidae. The transcript has 3 exons. The record is from RefSeq and is a predicted model, not a curated record. Bases 1 to 459 code for a protein of 152 amino acids.